AUGCGGUUCAAGACCUCUGUUCGGAACAUCCAAACCUUCUCUAAGCUCACGGCUUCGUUGUCGUCCUUGGGCAAGGUCGCCUGGGUGCGUCUGGACGAUGAUAAUGUGCGCUUCACGGUAAUCCCAGAAACCGGCACUCAAGUAUGGGCAUCACUAUCAAUUAGCUCCAUUUUCGAGGACUAUACCAUUCAAUCAGCAGCCCCAAACAAUACCAUUGAUCUCGAACUGUCUCUUCCGCCCCUCCAUCGAGCUUUGAAAUCUGCACUAAACGCUACAUCUGCUUCUGUUCGUCUUACAAAGAAGGAUGGAGUACCAGUCCUAUCUUUUACAAUCAUUACAAACACUAUCAGCAGCGGAAACAGCGCCGGCGGCUUCCUGCACGGUACCAGUGAUGAUCCUUUUGGUGACAAUGCGUUUCGAGAAGAGAGGCUUGAUGCCAAUAUGGGAAGAGAUAGAGAGGCUGUUAUCACUCAAGAUAUCCCCAUCCGGGUCUUGACUGCUGCCAGUGUCGAGGGAAUACACGAACCGAGGGUCCGAGAUCCCGAUGCACACAUCAUUCUUCCCUCCCUUAUACAGCUCAAGGCAAUUUCCGACCGGUUCACUAAGCUCGCUAUGGCCACAAGUUCUGGCGGCACAAGGAGUGGACUCAGCAAUGCGGCAAAUGUUCCUAAGCUAGAGCUAGCUGCGAACAUGUAUGGAAGCUUGAAAUUAAGCAUCUCCACUGACGCCUUGAACAUUUCGAGUGUAUGGACUGGUCUCAAUAAUCCCGAACUAGACCCCAGACAGAUUGAGGAUAGCGGUGGUCUCGAAGAGCAUCCAAGCACCAAGUUAAAGGCAGCUGGUCCUGAUGCUUGGUCUACGGUUCGCAUCGACGGAAGGGAUUGGGGUAAAGUGCUCAGUGUUGGAAGACUUGGUGGCCGUGUCAUAGCUUGCUUUGCUGAUGAGCAUGCCCUGAUUCUCUACGUCUAUCUUUCCAACUACGAUGACGGUGUCGAUGACUCCGUCUUGACAUACUAUAUCUCUUCUUUUAGCGUAUGA
This is a messenger RNA of Amorphotheca resinae ATCC 22711, 1038 nucleotides long. RefSeq lists its product as hypothetical. Lineage: Eukaryota; Fungi; Ascomycota; Leotiomycetes; Helotiales; Amorphothecaceae. Gene Ontology annotation, cellular component: checkpoint clamp complex; nucleolus; site of double-strand break. The transcript has 5 exons. The coding region runs from base 1 to 1038 and encodes 345 amino acids. The record is from RefSeq and is a predicted model, not a curated record. Gene Ontology annotation, biological process: mitotic DNA replication checkpoint signaling; mitotic intra-S DNA damage checkpoint signaling; nucleotide-excision repair.